UCUCCGCUACUCUUGUGCAUGUUGACCGUGUGCCUGGCGGACCCUCGUUCCUCCCUAAACUGAAGGCUGUACUAACGUCACUUUCCCGCUUUGUGUUCCCACAGUGCGCGACCCUUGCCGAGGUAAAAAGUGCCUCCAUGGUGCCGUGUGCGUGCCUACCGACGACAACAGGAGUGCCAGAUGCGAGUGUCCGGUGGAUUGUAGGAUGUACGGAGGAGGUGGGUUGAUGGGGUCGCCGGCCUCGUCAUCCCCAGUGUGUGGUUCCGACGGCCAAGACUACGACCAUGAAUGCCAGCUUAGACAACACGCCUGCAGAACCCGACGACACCUGGAAGUCAAGUAUCUGGGAAAAUGCGACCCGUGUGAUGACGUGAAAUGUCCAGAGAAACAGACUUGCCAGCUGGAUCGAGAGAGAAAACCCACCUGCCGUUGCAAUGACGUCUGCGCCAAGGAAUUCAACCCCAUCUGUGCCUCCGAUGGCAAGACUUACACGAACGAGUGCGUGAAGAAGGUGGAGGCGUGCAAGGCGAGGAAAUCUCUGGCCAUCGUCUAUAGAGGUGCCUGUGACGCUGGACUGAACCCUUGUGAUGGGCUGUCCUGCCUGCCCGGUGAGGAAUGCAAAAUCGACACGUUUGGGAUCGCGCGCUGUGAGUGUCCCCCGGCGUGUGAGCCUGUCGUCCGCCCUAUUUGCGGCUCAGACAGACAGACAUACGACAACUUGUGUGAACUGCAGCGAACUGUGUGUGUCAAGCAGGUUGAUAUUGUGGUCAGCUACAUCGGGGUGUGCGGAGAGGAAGGCCCCUGUGCAGGCCAUGUAUGUGGGCACGGGGGCGUGUGUGUGGAACGGCAGGGACGACCCGUGUGUGAGUGCCCACAGUGUCCCGCCCACCUUGACCCUGUGUGUGGCUCUGAUGGCAUAUCCUACGACAACGAGUGUCAUCUGAGGGCUGAGGCGUGCAGAAUACGCCACGACAUACCCGUCAGAUACAGAGGACGUUGUUUUGACGUGAGGGAAAACGUCGAACCUUCAGCUGGUUGCGAGAACAAACAAUGUGAAUUCUACGGUGUGUGCGAGGCAGACGAGGCGGGUGUAGGGCGAUGUGUAUGCCCCGAAGGAUGCGUCAAGGUUGACAGCAAAGUGUGUGGGACGGAUGGUGUGACUUACCUCAACGAGUGCCUCCUGAAAGUGGCUGCCUGUAGGAAGCAGCAGUUUGUUAUCGUGGCUUCCAGGGGUGACUGUGAUCUAUGCCAGCACGUAGUGUGUAAAUACGGAGCGAGGUGUGAGGCAGGGCGGUGUGUGUGUCCCAUGCAGUGCCCUGCGACCCGUGAGCCAGUGUGUGCAUCCAACGGCCUCACCUUCGUCAACGAGUGCGAGAUGCAGAAAGCAGCGUGUGGGGUGGAGGAUGGUUUACGAGUCAACUUUGUCGGGGACUGUUCAGAGGCGCGACCUUCUGGCGUCAAGGAUGACCCAAGCCUGGUUAGUCCCCGCGACUCGUCCCCUCCUCCGGUGGUCGUUGGUCCCCCUGGCCGCGCCCACCCUGUUGGCCACCACGGCAUCGAGGGGGAUGUGUGCACGGGGAUGACGUGCGAGUACGGCUCGACGUGCACAGUGCUGGGGGACGGCCUGCCCCGCUGCUCGUGCCGGCUGGACUGCUCCAACGUGCCCCAGAGCCCCGUGUGUGCCUCCGACCUCAAGAUGUACUCCAGCGAGUGUCUCAUGAUCAGGGAGGGGUGUCAGCGGCAGGUGGAGCUGAGACUGAGGCCCCUUGAGCUGUGUGAAGACUUCGAGCUGACGCCCUGCAACGGGGACGAGCCCUUGGUGAACCCUGCCACUGGGCGAGACUUCUACUGCGGGAAGGGGCCUGACACAGAGAACUGCCCCACCGGUUCCUACUGCCAUUGGACUCUCUCCUUCGCCAAGUGCUGCCCUCUACAUCAAGAGGAGAAUAAGACGGAAGCAGGCCCCUCAUGCCAACAGGCCCCCUAUGGUUGCUGCCCUGACCGUAGGACCGAUGCCCUGGGACCAAACUAUGCCGGUUGUCCUUCUAUCUGCCAAUGCCACAAGCUCGGUGCCCGGGAAGAGACAUGCGACCCUGUAACCAACCAGUGCCGGUGUAAGCCUGGGGUGGGCGGCACCAAGUGUGACCGCUGUGAGCCUGGCUUCUGGGGUCUUCCUAGAAUCCAGAGAGGCAGCAAGGGAUGUCUACCAUGUGGCUGCUCUCUGUUUGGUUCUGUGCGUGAUGACUGCGAACAGAUGACAGGGCAGUGUGUGUGUAAACCAGGGAUCCGGGGUAAGAAAUGCAAUGGAUGCCCUGAUGGCUUAGUGCUGGGCCCCAAAGGAUGUCGGCACCACAGUGAGACCACACCCCCACCCCGCUCCUGUGCCGAACUGGAGUGUUACUUUGGUGCUCGCUGCCAGGAACACAACGGUCAUGCAGAUUGUAAGUGUGAAGCGCAAUGCCCUGAGGACUCAUCAGCAGCGCCUACUGUCUGCGGCUCUGACGGGGAGACGUAUGCCAGCGAGUGUCACCUGAGACUAUUUGCAUGUCACUACCAGAAGGAUGUGGUGGUUGAUGCCCUGGGUCCGUGUUCCCUACCAGGCAACCAGUCUGAUGGUGUGACGGAGUCCCCGCUGCGUCGCUCCACUGCCCCCCUGUCCACGGAGCCACACCGGGCGGAGACAGCGAAGGCCACGCGUCACCUGCUGCAGCCGGAGUAUGUAGUGGGCAGUGGGACUGGCUCCAGCACCCACAGCCUCUCCAACAGCAUCUUCAGUGUGCCGCCCACGCCUGUCACCAUAGCCGCCUUCGGGCUGCUGGGCUCCAUCUGUUACCGGGACAAGGACUGUUCCGUACCAUACUCCCGCUGCAAGUCUUCCAUCUGUACCUGCCGUGGUGGGUUCACGCAGAGCGCCGAUCGUCAGACGUGUGUAGUCAACACCCCAGGGAGGGAGGAGGUGGUGGGGGCAUGUAGCCGUCAGCCCUGCCAGAGAGGAGGUACGUGUCGAGAAUUACCCGACGGAAGCCACUCCUGCGACUGUCCCCCGAGAGCCACAGGUUCCCAGUGCGAGGAGGAGCUGCCACCACCCUAUGAAAUUCCUUCCUUUAGUGGGUCUUCCUACCUGGAGGUGAAGAAGAUCAAGGCUUACAACAAAGUCCAGGUCGAGCUGGAGUUCCGAACCUUCACAGACAGUGGGAUUCUGCUCUACAGCCAGCAGCAGAAGGAUGGCUCUGGCGACUUCCUCUCACUGGCCCUCGUCAACGGGUUUGUUGAAUUUCGAUACAACUUAGGGUCAGGACCUGCCCUCAUCCGCAGCCAUGAACGGGUACAAAUGAAGCGCUUCCAUAGGGUGGUGGCCAAGAGGUACCAGCGAGAUGGGAUCCUGCAGCUGGAUGAGUCUGAGGAUGCUAUUGGCAAGGCUCCAGGGAACCUUAAGAGCCUAGACCUGCGUGGCUCAACAUACAUUGGUUACGUCCCCACCAAUGAGAGACGAGUGUGGGAGAACACAGGCACAGCAGAGGGCCUGGUUGGGUGCCUUCGUUCAGUGAGGAUCAACGGACGACCACUAGACCUGAUAUGGCCGGGCUCCCCACAUGUGGUGAGGGCAGAGCAUGUGGGCGAAUGUUCUGCCUCACCAUGUGCCUCUCUCCCCUGCCUCAACCAGGGCUCCUGCAGACCUACUGAUGAUGGUCACUUUAAGUGUCUCUGCAUACAGGGAUAUACUGGAGAGCGAUGUGAGGUGCGUCUGGACCCGUGUGAGAGCCAACCAUGUCAGGCGGGAGCCACUUGCAUGUCCUUACCCUCCGAGGGCUUCCACUGCAGGUGUCCACCAGGCAGGACUGGAACCUUGUGUGACCAGAUGGACCGCACCCUCCGUGAGGUAGUCAUCCCUGACUUUGACGGUGAUGCCUACUUGGAACUCCCGACCCUGGAGAAUGUGGGCAACUCACUAGCUUUGGAGAUCUGGUUCCUCACCAGAUCACCAGAUGGUGUACUGCUCUACAAUGGACAGAUGGGUGGAGGAGGAGACUUCAUUGCACUUAAUCUUCGCAAUGGACAUGUCGAAUUUUCGUACAACCUCGGUUCUGGUCUCGCAACUUUAGUAUUCAGGCUGAAGAGCCCUAGCCGUGUGGCGCUGAAUACAUGGCAUGUGGUACGUGUGAGGCGCAAGAAGAGACGUGGCAUCCUUCGAGUCAAUCAAGGCCGAAGAGUCAUGGGCAAAAGUGGACCCAGGUUAAAAGAACUGAACCUCAACCAGCCACUCUAUCUCGGAGGACUGGAG
Homarus americanus (American lobster) is the source of this 4282-nucleotide messenger RNA. RefSeq names its product agrin-like. Gene Ontology annotation, biological process: cell differentiation; multicellular organism development. Gene Ontology annotation, molecular function: calcium ion binding; protein binding. NCBI's taxonomy places the organism in Eukaryota, Metazoa, Arthropoda, Malacostraca, Decapoda, Nephropidae. The record is from RefSeq and is a predicted model, not a curated record.